Molecule: messenger RNA, 279 nt
Organism: Dracunculus medinensis (Guinea worm)
Lineage: Eukaryota; Metazoa; Nematoda; Chromadorea; Rhabditida; Dracunculidae
Source: the annotation of a GenBank genome assembly
AUGGCGUCCUUUGACUCGCAUGAUACUCCCAGACCGGUGGUACGUGCGAUAAGAAUACAAUCUGGAUGUAAAACGGUCCCAAGGUUUAUACAUAAAAUAGGUUCGCAAACAGGACAGCUGCUCGAAACCUAUCAAAAGGAACGGCUUUUUCGCGGCAAGUUGUUAACCGGCGUGGAAAAUGCUUAUGGACAUAGCAAGCCAAGUUAUCGUUUAUCGGAGGUCCGUCUUCUUCAUUUCGGGUCUCAAUUAAUUGCUAAUCUUGGCUUGAAGAAGAGGUAG